Manihot esculenta (cassava) is the source of this 1772-nucleotide messenger RNA. RefSeq names its product F-box protein CPR1. Bases 115 to 1302 code for a protein of 395 amino acids. NCBI's taxonomy places the organism in Eukaryota, Viridiplantae, Streptophyta, Magnoliopsida, Malpighiales, Euphorbiaceae. The record is from RefSeq and is a predicted model, not a curated record. The transcript is spliced from 3 exons. Gene Ontology annotation, molecular function: protein binding.
ACAAAAUUACAACAUCACCUGUAGGCCUACGGCCACAAGUAAAACCGUCUCCUUCCGUCACUUACCAGUCACCACCAUCGCUUGUAGCGUCAAAAUCCCCCACGACAUUCAACAAUGCUCGACCGAUUUCCCCCGGAAAUACAAACUGAUAUACUUAGCCGACUUUCCGUCGAUGAUCUCCUACGUUUCCGGUGCAUAUCCAAGUCAUGGUGUGCCCAAAUCGACGACGCUGUUUUCAUCAAAGCCCAUUUGAAAAAAUUCUUCAACACUUGCUCUAGUCUCUAUCUCCUUUUCGCCGACUCCCAUCCCAACUCCCUCUACUUUGCAAGCUUUGAGUCACUCGGCAACGCCGUUGAACUCGAUAACCCUUUGAAGGGUCCCUCUGAUGCCCAUCAUAAUAUCAAGAUGGUGGGUUCUUGUAACGGGCUGAUAUGCUAUGGCAAUGCUGCUGGAACCAUUGCUUUGCUGAACCCAUUAACCACUAAGCAUCACAUUCUACCCUUUUUGCCCCUUGAUUUCCAUCUCGAGGGAAAAUCUACAUGGGGUGCUUGGGCUUUUGGAUUUGGGUAUGAUCCCAUUAGUGAUGAUUAUAAAGUGGUGAGGCUUGGGCAGUAUCUUUGCUUGUUUGAUCAGUUCUUCGACACAGAAACUAUGGUUUGCAGUCUUAAAGCAAACACAUGGAGGAGGAUUCCAGGUAUGUCUUAUGUGCUUGGAUUUGAUCAGAAGAUGGGUGUGCUUGUAGGUGAUUCUCUGCAUUGGCUAGUGGGUCGACAUCGAAUCGUGCUCAACCCCAACCUGAUUGUUGGUUUUAAUCUUGAGGUUGAAGAAUUUAGGGAAGUGCCAGCGCCUGAGCUUAUUGGUGAAAAUCUUUCUAUCAAUUUGGGGGUCGUAGGAGACUGGCUGUCGCUGACUGCAAAUUAUGAGCGCAUGCGCCUUGAUGUUUGGGUGAUGAAAGAAUAUGGAGAGGAAGAAUCUUGGAGUAGACUCAUUGUGAUCAAACCAAACGAAUUGGCACCUCUAAAAUGUAUGAGAACCUUAGCUUUCUCAAAGAAAGGUGAUGAACUUCUACUUCGUCUGGUGGAUGGAAGCCUUGUUUGGUAUAACCUGAAAGAAAAGAGCGUCAAGAGUGUGGAGAUACCUAUUGCCGUGACUCCUUUUGUAGUGGAGGCUUUUCGUGGAAGCCUUGUUUCUCCCUGUCUCAACAAAGAAGAAACUGAUGCAAAGAAAGUCCGACCACAGAAGGGAAAGAAUAAUAGGAAGAGGGACGAAUUCCUGUCAAAGGGGUUUAAGUUGGUUUUGUAGGUAAUGGAGCAGAGCAUGAUCAAGGAUAGGAAGAGGCCUGAUCCUGGUGGAAUAAAGCUCCAUUAUCACAUGAGAUACUCUGAAAAAGGAAGUGGGGUUAAACUUUGGCCAAUUUUAUGCUUUGUUAAAAGAAAAAAAAAAACUUUCUACAUAUGAAUAUCUGCUCCUUUUCUUAGUAGCCAAAGACCCUUUUUACUUGCAUGGGAUGUCCUGAAAGUAAAGGUUAGACCACACUUUUGAAGGUUGUAAAAGAUAUGGUAUGAAUUGAUAGCAUGAUGUUUGAACAUUUUGCUUGUGUCCUUAUGCAAUUUACGUGGGAUCCAUCAUGAUCAAUAAAAAAACAAAGCUAUUUUGCAUGGGUGUAAUUUGCUGAUGAAUAUUUAGAUGCAAGAAUUUAUUGUCUUUAACCUGCUGUGAUUAAACCAUCUUCAAUCCUCGUAAUUACUUCACUGAAAAUUUAUGAAUGAUAG